Molecule: messenger RNA, 2436 nt
Organism: Arabis nemorensis
Lineage: Eukaryota; Viridiplantae; Streptophyta; Magnoliopsida; Brassicales; Brassicaceae
Source: the annotation of a GenBank genome assembly
AUGAUAUUCUCCAAGCUUGGUUCCUCCCUCGCUCGAUCCUCUCGUUCUAAGGGAUUGGUGUACGGUGGUGGUGUGAGAUCGGCGAUUUCAAGUGAAGGGAGGCUUCGGGCGCCGCCGGCUCUUGAGGCGGCUGAUGGUGGAUUAGGGUUUCUGAGGCGGAACUUUGCUUCUUUAGCUGCUCGGAAGGGACUAGAUUCCGGUGAUUUUAGCCGCGUUUUCGCUAACCCUAGAUUGCGUCGGCUCUUCUCUAGCGAAACCCCAAAAAAGAAGAAUUACGAGAACUACUAUCCAAAAGAUACUAAGCAAGCACCCAAGAAUGAGCAGAAAUCUGAAUCCGGAGAAGGUUCAAAGAAAAAUGAGAAUGAGAAUGUCGGGGACAUGUUCACGAAGGAGUUCCAGAAUAUGUUAAUUCCUCUGAUGGCCAUUGGUUUAAUCCUUUCUUCUUUCUCGUUUGGUUCCCGAGAUCAGCAACAGAUUAGUUUCCAGGAGUUCAAAAACAAGCUCCUCGAGCCUGGUCUAGUGGAUCACAUAGACGUUUCUAAUAAAUCAGUCGCGAAAGUCUAUGUGAGGAGCUCACCAAAAGACCAAACAACUGAACAAGUUGUUCAAGGUCCUGGUAAUGGAGUUCCUGCUAAUGCUAAAGCACCUGGUGGUCAGUAUAAGUACUACUUUAAUAUUGGUAGUGUUGAAUCAUUUGAGGAGAAACUCGAAGAGGCCCAAGAAGCUUUAGGCGUUGAUUCUCAUGACUUUGUUCCUGUCACCUAUGUCUCUGAAAUGAUCUGGUACCAGGAACUGCUGAGGUUUGCACCAACUUUACUUCUCUUGGGUACACUAAUUUAUGGGGCAAGACGGAUGCAAGGUGGAUUGGGAGGUGUUGGAGGGCCUGGUGGGAAGGGUGGCCGUGGAAUUUUCAAUAUUGGGAAAGCUCAAAUAACGAGAGCAGAUAAAAAUUCCAAGAAUAAGGUAUAUUUUAAAGAUGUUGCGGGAUGCGAGGAGGCUAAACAAGAAAUUAUGGAAUUUGUGCAUUUCCUUCAGAACCCAAAGAAAUAUGAAGAUUUGGGAGCUAAAAUCCCAAAAGGUGCGCUUUUAGUUGGUCCACCAGGGACUGGAAAGACCCUUCUAGCAAAAGCUACUGCAGGGGAAUCAGCUGUGCCGUUUUUGUCGAUAUCUGGUUCAGAUUUCAUGGAGAUGUUUGUUGGUGUUGGACCUUCCAGAGUGAGAAACUUGUUUCAGGAAGCUAGACAAUGUGCACCUAGCAUAAUAUUUAUUGAUGAGAUCGAUGCGAUUGGCCGUGCUAGAGGACGUGGAGGUUUCUCUGGUGGAAAUGAUGAGCGUGAAAGCACUCUUAAUCAGCUGCUAGUGGAAAUGGAUGGUUUUGGUACUACAGCUGGAGUUGUGGUGCUUGCUGGAACUAACAGGCCGGAUAUUCUCGAUAAAGCUUUGUUACGACCUGGCCGGUUUGAUCGUCAAAUAACCAUAGACAAACCUGAUAUUAAAGGCCGUGAUCAGAUAUUCCAGAUAUAUUUGAAGAAGAUCAAACUUGAUCACGAGCCCUCAUAUUACUCACAAAGGCUUGCAGCCCUCACUCCCGGAUUUGCUGGAGCUGACAUUGCGAAUGUCUGUAACGAGGCGGCUCUUAUUGCUGCCAGACAUGAAGGAGCAACAGUUACGAUGGCACACUUCGAUUCCGCAAUUGAUCGUGUUAUUGGAGGUCUGGAGAAGAAAAACCGGGUAAUAAGCAAGCUGGAGCGCCGCACAGUUGCAUAUCAUGAAUCUGGCCACGCGGUUGCUGGGUGGUUCCUGGAACAUGCGGAACCAUUGCUAAAGGUGACUAUUGUUCCUCGUGGCACAGCAGCACUUGGGUUUGCCCAGUACGUUCCAAAUGAAAACUUGCUCAUGACAAAAGAACAACUCUUCGACAUGACUUGCAUGACUCUCGGCGGCCGUGCUGCGGAACAGGUAUUGAUAGGAAGAAUCUCGACAGGCGCUCAGAACGAUCUGGAGAAGGUGACCAAAAUGACAUACGCCCAAGUUGCUGUGUACGGAUUCAGCGACAAGAUAGGAUUGCUGUCAUUCCCGCAACGAGAAGACGAGUUCUCCAAACCAUACAGCAACAGAACCGGUGCAAUGAUAGACGAAGAGGUCCGAGAAUGGGUUGCCAAAGCUUACAAGCGAACAGUUGAGCUGGUAGAGGAACACAAAGAGCAAGUGGCUCAGAUCGCUGAGCUCUUGCUAGAGAAGGAGGUUCUGCAUCAGGAUGAUCUUGCUAAAGUUUUGGGUGAGCGUCCGUUUAAGUCGGCUGAGAAGACGAACUACGACAGGUUUAAAUCUGGAUUCGAAGAGACAGUAAAGAAGAGCCAGGAAGAGACUGCAACGGUAAAGCCUGUGGAGGAUGAUGGAGCUCCACCACUCGAGCCACAGGUGGUUCCGACGUAG